Messenger RNA from Cucurbita pepo subsp. pepo (vegetable marrow), 951 nucleotides. RefSeq lists its product as uncharacterized. The record is from RefSeq and is a predicted model, not a curated record. NCBI's taxonomy places the organism in Eukaryota, Viridiplantae, Streptophyta, Magnoliopsida, Cucurbitales, Cucurbitaceae.
AGGUGUAAACGUGAAGGGGUGAAUGUGGUGGCCGAUGGGUCCAUUUUCUGUGCACUCUCAAGGACCGUAACAGGGAAGCCGUUGGAGCUUCGAAGUCCUCCGAUCAUACCUUUUUGUUGCCUUUCACGCUCUGUACUCAUACCUUCCUUCACCGUUCUUCUUCUCCUCAAAUCCACACACACCAACCAAUUUCAUUGCCAGAAUUCAUUCUCUCUAUGAGAUUUUACACUUCGCCUCAACAUGUUCAAUUUUGAAGAUGAGCUGAUUCUUGAACCCGGAGUUUCGUGGUUAAUCUGGAUCCAGCUUCUUGUUAUCAUCCUCAUCUUCGCGCUUUAUUGUCUUACCGUUUUUGCGGUUGAUUUCUCCAAAAGCAGUACUGAGAUCAACUCCUCUGCCGCAGUUGCUUCGUCUUCUACUAGUCGGUUUGUUUGUGACGCUGCUCGCAAGGGGAAGAAUCUUCCGAAUCAGAACUUCAGAAUUGACUCUAAUCGACCGCGGAAGACGCAGGUCUCUAAGGAUCAAAGCAUCAGGGGGGAGAUAACAAGUAGUACGAGCAGGAGAGUCACACAAGUGGUAGAAGGCGCUGUAGUAGGAGGGGACGGCUCUCAAGAAACCAAGGUAGAUCUUCACCCUUGCAGUUAUUUCAGGCUUGCUAAAUCAGCUUUUCUCAGGUGCCUGGGCUUGGACUCUUCAACUGAGAUCUCAGUCUCUGAUGAAAUACAAGGACAGGAAUCAAGAAAGUCCCAAUAAAGUUAAUGCAACAGCUAGUGCGAGAGGGUAGGAGGAGGGGGCAGAGUGGCGGAGAGGUUUCGUUUUGAACGAGAGGAAGUAGGAAAGGAGCUAUAAUUAGGGUGAGAUUGAUCUCUAAGGUUGAGAGGAGAAUGGAGUAUUUUUUAUAAGGGUGCGUAAAUCUCUCUCGAAUUAUUCUUUAUAAGGGUAUGGUGUGGAAAU